UACCGCAACCGAGCACAAAUAAGGGAAAUGAAAAGGAAAGUUGUGAUAUUUGUACAGGAGCAAAUAUUUAUUUCUCUCUCACAAACGGUCAUUUUAGAGUAGCGACUGACUCUGUGAUCGCAACAAAAUUAGUUAGCUACAGCUUGUAUGGUAUUCCUCUGCCCCUCACUGAGGGCGGUUGUAUUGAAUGGAGGAAAAAUACAAGAAGAUUCUCCAGCGCAAUAGGAUCAAUCUCGUGAGAGACUUGGACCCAUCAAAACUGUAUGAUGGCCUCCUUGAAAAAGAAGUUUUCACCCAAGACAUGAUCGACGAGAUAAAGAGCUCUGGCACCAGACGUGACCAGGCCAGACAGUUAGUCCGGGACUUGGAGACCCGCGGGAGUCGAGCCUUUCCAUUAUUUCUGGAGUGCCUUCAGGAGACAGGUCAGCACAGUUUGGCGGAUCUCCUGCAGAAUGAAGCUCCCACAAUUCAGCUACAGCCUGCAACACCCACUCAGGUUGUUCGCCCUGUUGUCCAGCCUCUCCCAGUUUCUUCUCCGAUGGAUGUGGAUAAGCAAAGAAAAUAUGAUGUCCCUGUCUAUCCAGUACAGAGGCCCAGUACUACUCCCAGUCCAUCACCAGAAAGGGAGUACAUUAGACCAAGAAUAGCAGGCAGGACCAGACGGGAUAGUAUUCAGAGCUAUAAAAUGGACUCCAGCCCAUGCGGGCAUUGCCUCAUCAUAAACAACGUGGAGUUUGAACCUCAGAGCGAGCUGAACAAUCGCAAAGGCUCCAACAUAGACUGUGACAAGCUGGAGAGCAGAUUCCAGGCGCUCAACUUCAUUGUGGAGGUGAAGACAAACCUGAAACAAAGACAAAUCAAGCAUGCGCUCUCAGCUUUAUCGAAGAAGGACCAUUCACAAUAUGACUGCUGCGUGGUCAUCAUGCUGUCCCAUGGGACUGAGGUGAGCCACAACCGCUUCCCUGGUGCCGUGUACGGCGUGGACGGACAGCAUGUCCCAGUUCAGUAUAUCACAAACUACCUCAAUGGCCAGCAUUGUCCCUCUUUACAGGGCAAACCCAAACUUUUCUUCAUCCAGGCUUGUGGAGGAGGUGAAAGAGACACCGGCUUUGAGGUGUCCCCUGAUGAGGUCGAACCAUCCAUCGGUGGAGAAGAUGAUCAGACGGACGCCAUCCCGAUGUCAUCCAGCAGCGACUCUCUGAGCAUGUCCGAUGAACCGGACGCCAGAGCGACUUUGCCAACCCCGAGUGACAUUCUGGUGUCCUACUCUACUUUUCCCGGAUACGUUUCUUGGAGAGACACCCAGUCGGGCUCCUGGUACGUCGAGACACUGGACCGUAUUCUUGAGGAAAAUGCUGCUACCGAUGACUUGGUCACCAUGUUGAUGAUGGUUAACCAUGAAGUUUCCCAAAACUCUGCAAAAGGGCUCUACAAGCAAAUGCCUGGUUCAUUUAACUUCCUUCGCAAACUUCUCUACUUUCAAAGCCAAGCAUAGCGGAGAACUUCAGCUUAACACUUCUGCGUUCAACUUUCAUGCAAUUUCAGUCUAUUUUAAUGCCGUAAGGCAUGAUUGUAAUUUCUUUUGAUUAUGUUAUAUUUGAUUAUGAUAUUAAGAGUUGCAAAGUCAAUGAAUUUGCCACAUUGUGGUUGUACAUUUACUGACACAAUCAUGUCUGUUUGUUUGUCAUGUCUUGCUGUAUUUUUAAUAGUUGGUAACUUUUCUAAAUAUACCUAUUGGGAGUAGGUUCUAUCUUGUAAAGAAAAUCUAUAAAAAAAAUAUGUUAAAAUGUGGUUCAGGUUACUUUUUUUAUAUAAUUGGUGUCUUAUCAAAACGUAGCAGAUGUCAGUGUUCAAAAGUAGACAGUGGAAAAUUGAUGAUUACUUUUAUUUCAAGUCUCUUUAAUACACUGAUUUUGUUAACAAAAUGGCAAUUUUGUGGAGGUUAUUUUGUGAAAGUGGAGUUAGAGGUGAGGAAAGACUUUCCAUUAACUAGAUAGUUGGGAAGUAUUGACACACAGCUACUAUACUCUCCACCCUCACGUAAAUCUCAACCCACCAGCGGUGUUAGUGGUACAUCUCUCUGAAAGGCGGACGGAAAUUCUACAUAUUAUAUGACAUUAUGUUUUCAGCAUUAACAUACAUCCUGUAGUCAUCAUACAUAAGCGUGCUAGUGUUGCUGUGUGUGCUACCACUGAGUUAAAUUAUGUGAGGCUGCAAGUGAUCCAGUAGGUUGUGUUUGUGAGUCACAGAAGACUUGAGACCUCACAAACACCUUCAGUGUGUCUUUUAGUUUCCUCCACUGCCACCAGUGGUCGCCAUUAAAUUAGAUUUGCUGGUAUUUCAUUUGUAUGGCCACUGCCUCAGGUUAACACAGCCAUUGUGUUGCUUUAUUGUUAUGUCACUCGACCUACAGAAUAAGAGACACUUCAAAUAAAUGUCAGAUGGAAAAUAACUUUAAAUGAAGUGUUUUGGAAAUUACUUUUAGCCAUGCCGCUAGCAUGGCCCUCAGGACGGCAGCGUCGAUCUGUCAGUCCGCCACUUUGGUCCAGUCUGAAAAAUCUCAUGGUUAGAUUGCCGUGAAAGUUGGUUAAGUCAUUCAUGGCCCGCAGAGGAUGAAGUCUACUGAGUCUGGCCCCCAUGAGGUUUAUAUCUGCGGCUUUUGGAUUUCAAUGAAGUUUGGCACAAUUAUACAGAGUGCCCAAAGGAUGAAGCCUAAUGUCUUGUCCAUAUAAAUAAAUUCUGGUUUGUCAAACA
Messenger RNA from Chelmon rostratus (copperband butterflyfish), 2754 nucleotides. It is a transcript of the gene casp9, whose product is annotated as caspase 9, apoptosis-related cysteine peptidase. Lineage: Eukaryota; Metazoa; Chordata; Actinopteri; Chaetodontiformes; Chaetodontidae. Gene Ontology annotation, cellular component: cytoplasm. The coding region runs from base 188 to 1495 and encodes 435 amino acids. Gene Ontology annotation, biological process: proteolysis; apoptotic process; intrinsic apoptotic signaling pathway in response to DNA damage. The record is from RefSeq and is a predicted model, not a curated record. The transcript is spliced from 10 exons.